AUGGCAGCAAUUCCUGCUUUCCGCGAGGCUGUGACGAGGUUCUUGGGUGUUUCUGCCCCUGGUGGUGUAUGGAGGAUCCUGGCCAUCUUCUUUGCUUUGCUGAGUGUUAAGAGUUUGCCAUUCGUGUGGCAUUUCCGCGUCUUCAAAAACCUCAUCUGGCAUCUCUACAUGCAACCCAAACACAUAGAGCAAAAACACCUUUUCAAACCCAUCAUCACCACCUCCCACAACAGCAUCAGCGAAUGCGAUUACAACUUCCACAAGAGCAACUCCACCUACUUCAUGGACCUCGACGUCAGCCGUGCCGCAUUCGUAGGCGUGCUACUCAAGAAAUCUCUAGCCAGACUCAACGGCGGCGACCUCACCGGUCUCCCCGAAGAAGCGAAGAAAGUCAAGGGCACAUACAUCGUAGCCCUCGGAGGCGUAGGCUGCGUAUUCAGAAAAGAAAUCAAACCCCUCGAGCGCUUCGAAGUCUGGACACGAUUGCUCUCCUGGGACGACAAAUGGAUCUACAUCGUCAGUCACAUUGUCAAGCGUGGAGCCAAGAAACCCACAAACUACUUUCUUCAAAACUGGAGAAAUGGCGGAAAGAGCAGUGGAAAGGGCAAGAGCAAGACAGAGGGAGAGGACAAGAUCAAGAGUAUCUACGCGACCAGUCUGGCCAAAUAUGUGGUCAAAAAGGGUCGUUUGACGAUAGCGCCGGAAGUCGUGCUCAGACGAUCUGAUCUCCUGCCCGAAAGACCUGCAAACCAGCCCGCCGUUCCUGCAGUGUCGGAUACACCCACCCCCGAGGGCGAGAAACCAUACAUGUCUAGCCCAGAAAACUUGGUCGCGCAAGUAAUGGGACAAUUGCGAUCCGAGAGCAUGUUCGACAACGAGAAAAAGACAAAAGAGGGAGAGAUGACCUGGAGAGAGGUAGAGACGCAGAGAUUGAGAGGGCUUGAGAUUGCACAGCAUUUCGAUGGUUUGACUGCUUUGCAUGGAGAGUGGAAUGCUGAUGACGAGGUUAUUGGCGAGUAUGGUGAUUUCUUCUGGUAGACGUCAAAUGAAUGCAGAUGCAUCCAUAGAUAGGAUAGACAAUGAUACCCUUUUUAGACAAC
Messenger RNA from Aureobasidium pullulans EXF-150, 1100 nucleotides. RefSeq lists its product as uncharacterized. The coding region runs from base 1 to 1038 and encodes 345 amino acids. The transcript is spliced from 2 exons. The record is from RefSeq and is a predicted model, not a curated record. NCBI's taxonomy places the organism in Eukaryota, Fungi, Ascomycota, Dothideomycetes, Dothideales, Saccotheciaceae.